AUGACUGCCCAGAAGUUCGUUGACUCCCGGGCCGCCGCCAUUUACGAUACGUGGGGUAGCCAGAUGCGGGCGCACAUCAGAUUCUUCGUCGGCGAGAACACUACCACCUCGACCAGGCGUGAUCUUCCUCUAGUCAGAAUGCGAGGAGUCGACGACAGGUACCCACCGCAGAAAAAAUCGUUCCUGAUGCUCAAGUACAUGUAUGAGAACCUGAUCAAUGACUACGAAUGGUUCAUGCGCGCCGACGACGAUCUGUACGUGAAACCGAAUAAGAUCAAGGCUUUUCUCCGUUCCCUGAACAGCAGCGAACGCCUGUACAUCGGCCAGGCCGGUCUCGGUAUCGCUAAAGAGUUCGGAAUGUUGGGCUUCGCCGAAGGAGACAAUUUCUGCAUGGGGGGCACCGGCAUGAUCUUCAGUCGCGAAACCCUCAAGCGUUUCGCACCACAUGUCGCAGAAUGCUUGAGGAACUUGUACACGACUCACGAGGACGUCGAAGUCGGCAGAUGCGUUCGCAAGUUCGCGCAAGUCGCUUGCACGUGGAAUUACGAGGUACGUUCGACUCGUCUGUGAAU
This is a messenger RNA of Soboliphyme baturini, 572 nucleotides long. The record is from the annotation of a GenBank genome assembly. Lineage: Eukaryota; Metazoa; Nematoda; Enoplea; Dioctophymatida; Soboliphymatidae.